CUUCCAAUUAUCAUUAAAAAAUGGGUUUAAAAAACUGUAAACCCUGCAAAUCAAAGAAAAAAUCAAAUUUUACUGGUGGAUCCAUCUUGGAUCGGGUCAUCAGUCAAUCCUCAAAUGAAGACCAAUGUCUCCUUUACAAACUGGCAAACUACAAAAAAGGUGGCGAGUUAAUAGAAGCUUAUAACUUGGGAGGACAAAUCGAAGUGGAGAAACUAAUCAAGGAACAGUUUGGUCAGUUCAUGUACAACGAUGGUAAAGGCCAAAUCAUCAACAGAUCCGAGUAUCUACGCUGGAAGUUCCGAGAUUGUGAGCAAGUGGUCCUCCCGAUUGAAGCGAGUCUCUCCCCUCAUGACCCUCUUGCAAAAUGGGAGGACCACGAAGCAUGUUGGCAGAUGCAAUAUCGCGGGUCCCUGGGUGAAACCCUAAUCCAUGUCCUCAUUAUCUGCGAUACCAAGAUCCACACGAGAAUAGCCCGGACCUUGAUUAGAUGUUUUGCAAAACUGGCCCUGGAUGUGGUUGAAGGUGAAGAAUAUUUAGGAGCAGGGGCCUUGCACCUUGCAAUUGCUUACAGUAACAAUGAACUGGUCCAGGACCUCAUUGAAGCAGGAGCUAACGUCAACCAGAGAGCCACAGGUAAUCAAUAUUACCCCCGGGACCAACAACGUGACAAACCCGCGAAACUCACUGAUUACGAAGGGUUGGCAUACCUGGGAGAAUAUCCCCUGGCAUGGGCCGCGUGCUGCGCUAAUGAAAGUGUCUAUAAUCUUUUACUGGACUUUGAUGCCCAUCCUGACCUUCAGGACAGUUUUGGUAACAUGAUUCUACACAUGGUUGUCGUCUGCGAUAAACUGGACAUGUUUGGUUAUGCAUUGCGACAUCCAAAGUUGCCCGCCCGUAACGGAAUAGUAAACACUGCUGGUUUGACCCCGUUAACUUUGGCGUGUAAACUUGGUCGUGCGGAAGUUUUCAACGAGAUGUUGGAGUUGUCUGCGAGAGAAUUCUGGAGAUACAGUAACAUAACCUGUUCUGGUUACCCUUUGAAUGCUUUAGAUACGUUGUUACCAGAUGGCAGGACUAAUUGGAAUUCUGCGUUGUUUAUUAUCCUGAAUGGAACCAAACAAGAGCAUUUAGACAUGUUGGAUGGUGGUAUUAUUCAAAGACUACUCGAGGAAAAGUGGAAAACCUUUGCAAGAAAUCAAUUCUUGAAACGUCUGUUAAUUCUCCUCGUACAUCUUUUAUUUCUCUCGGGAGCUGUGUACCUUCGACCUGAUGACCCUGAUGAACCCCUAUUAAGGUCAACAGAUGACCCUGUGGUAAUUUGCAGAUAUGUAGCAGAGAUAGGGACUGUUUUAGGGGUUCUAAGCUACUUAAUUCUACAACAAGGCGAUGAAAUCAAAAACCAAGGUCUUUGGACCUUUCUAAAACAACAAUGGGCUUCACCUCCAAAGGUCAUCUUCCUGGUUGCUAACUUUUUGAUCCUUGCUUGUAUCUACUACCGGUUAAAAGGAGAUAGAACCAUGGAGGAAGCACUUUUAUUGAUUGCAGUCCCUGGGAGUUGGUUCCUACUCAUGUUUUUUGCUGGGGCUGUUAAGUUGACUGGACCUUUUGUGACAAUGAUCUACAGCAUGAUAACUGGUGACAUGUUGACUUUCGGAAUAAUUUACUCAGUUUUCCUAUUUGGGUUCUCCCAAUGCUUCUAUUUCUUGUAUAAAGGUUUUCCUGGAGUUAAGAACACCCUGUAUAGCAGUUACCCAACAACUUGGAUGGCCCUCUUUCAAAUAACCCUUGGAAAUUAUGAUUAUUCAGAACUGUCAAAUACUUCUUACCCUGCAAUGGCGAAAGCAGUAUUUGCCCUUUUUAUGGUCUUUGUCCCCAUUUUACUCCUAAACAUGUUGAUCGCCAUGAUGGGCAACACCUACGCGCAUGUCAUUGAACAAAGCGAAAAAGAAUGGAUGAAGCAAUGGGCAAAAAUCGUCAUAAGUCUAGAAAGGGCCAUUCCCCAAGCAGAUGCCCAUCACUACCUUCAAGAAUACAGCAUAGGUCUUGGUCCCAGUGAUGAUCCCAAAUAUGAACAACGUGGAGUGAUGGUUAUCAAAAGUAAGAGUAAAACUAGAGCAAAACAACGUAAAGGUGCUGUACUCAACUGGAGAAAAGUGUGCAAGGUGACCUUGACAGCAAUGAAACGUAAAAAGAUGACCGGGGAGGAGAUGAGGUGUCUUAUGUGGGGCAGGGAGAGUAUUAACACUCCUGUGAAGAAAAACACUAGACCCAAAGGUGGAGAUCCUUUGUUGGACCCAAUGGGACCAAGUAUUAUGGGAGGGUUUGAAGGGGCCCUUAGUGCUACCCUAGAGGUUAUUAGUUUUGCACAUGAUGUUAAUGUUGUUGGGAAUGGACCACCACCUGCACCAACACCAACACCUGGUCCUGGAGUAGUACCUAAUUUACUUGCAGUACCUGGAAUAGGUCCUACUAAUGCCACAACACCUAAAGGUGAUACUCCUAAGACCCUUUUAUCACCUACACCUCUAACUGACAUAGCAAUGUUGGAUACCUUAACCCAACUAGCCCCAGUUGCUUCUCCCCAGUUAGUAACCCAAAUGACCAUGAUCCCACAAGUCAUACAAAGUCCCCAACCUCAAAUCCCAACAAUUUCCGCAAGUAUUCAAUCAGAAGACCCUCUUAGGGACCUUAUCUUCAUGUCUAUGACAACUUCCGAGGAAAAGUACCUGCUUUCCCAACUUGCUAAACAAGCAGCAACCCCAUCUGCAGAUACCAACAUGAUUCCAACACCUGGUCAAACCCAAACUUCAUCAUCCGCGAAAUCCCUAGCUGGGAUCUUCGCAGGUACCGAAUCCUUCGUCAAAAAAGUCGAAACAACCGUAAAGAAAAAAUACACCGCCUUAGACCCAUCAGACAGUGAUGGUCCUGGUGAAGUCCCACUCCUCGGAAGGGUCUCACGUAUAAAACGAGCUAAAAGUGCAACACAACGUAAAUCAGCUGGUAAAAUACGUCCCACAACAUCAGACAAGAAAAAACUCCUCACAAGUGACUCAAGUUCAGUUGACACUGUGGUAAACAUCAGAGUAGAACCCAAAAAGACAGGUUAUGACAACAAAGCUAUCGAAUUAGACGACGCAGACCUCCGAAUGAAAUAUUUAAAGACAAACAUCAAAGAUUAUGAGAAUAUCCGUCCUAUUAACCUAGACGCGGCUGUCAAAGAAGGACCAAGCCCAAAAGGAGAUAUCAAAACUGAUGUGGUCAAGGUCGAAGGUUCCGGGGCAGGUGUUGACAACCAAGCAGUACCCAAACGUGCAAAAAGACCCAAAACAGCUAAAAAUAACAGAGUUUCACCAGCAGCGCCACCUGGAACCCGCGGCUGUCAAUCAGCUGUCAAACAAACAAGCCCAGGAAGCACAGAAAGUGACCCAGAUCCUCUCGAACCAUGGAGUACAAAAAACAUUGCAAGUAUGAAUACAAUACUUGCAUGGGAAACAGAUGAUAACCUAUAAAAUCAUUUCCCAAACAUACAAUGUGUCCGUAGAAUUAAUAUUUAAACUUUAAUCAAUAACAACCGUAUUGGUUUAGUUACGAAAUUAAUCUAUGCUUGUCCAACAUUAAAUUUCUAAUUACACGGGUUAAUUAUAGUCCAUAGUUGAAUAUUUCGUCGUAGGGGGCGUGGCUAGUAACAUUAAACUAGAUUUAAAUUAUUCCGCGCGACAUUUACACCGAAAUCAAACGCUAAAAUUAUCUAUUGUGUCAUCGGCGAAUAAUUACAACGUUAUAAUUUGUAAUAUUAACAUUCAGAUGACAUCAUGUUAUGCAAAUGCAACACGUGCGCGUGUAACGGGUUGCCUAUGAUUGCUUUAUCGUGUAUACGCGAUGAAAAACAUGAUGUUUUCUGCGAUUUUUAUCUUGUUUGCAUCGCGAGUUGUUGUUGCGUCGCCUGUCGGUGUGAAAUGUGUGUAUUUGCUCGGACGCAAUGCGAAUGUUAUUAACACGAAGCGUUGCUAGUUGUUUCUUGAUCAGAAUCGAGUGCGCGAAUGUUGCGAGUGCGCGUGUCAAGUGAAAAAGUCAACGCUAUUCAAUUGACUAGUUAAUAGUUUUAAUAGAAAUCAGUUUAUAUAAAUUUAAAGCCGCCAUUUUGUUAUUGGAUAUUUUAAAGUUAAUUUGUAAGUAAUUUUAUUGUUGAUAAUAAUUAAUGAUGUAAUAUUUCCGCUUUUGAAUUUGAAUUGUAAUUUUGCAUAUGAUAUUUGUGAGUGUCAAGGUGAACGACGUGAAUUUAAAUUAAUUAAUAAAUUAGCAUAUUUGAUGCGUGCGGCUGCGUUUUGCGCUAGACUUUCAUCCAUAU
This is a messenger RNA of Dalotia coriaria, 4348 nucleotides long. RefSeq names its product transient receptor potential cation channel subfamily V iav (gene iav). The record is from RefSeq and is a predicted model, not a curated record. The transcript has 8 exons. NCBI's taxonomy places the organism in Eukaryota, Metazoa, Arthropoda, Insecta, Coleoptera, Staphylinidae. Gene Ontology annotation, biological process: calcium ion import across plasma membrane. The coding region runs from base 21 to 3509 and encodes 1162 amino acids. Gene Ontology annotation, molecular function: protein binding; calcium channel activity. Gene Ontology annotation, cellular component: plasma membrane.